This is a messenger RNA of Capronia coronata CBS 617.96, 2694 nucleotides long. RefSeq lists its product as uncharacterized. The coding region runs from base 1 to 2694 and encodes 897 amino acids. NCBI's taxonomy places the organism in Eukaryota, Fungi, Ascomycota, Eurotiomycetes, Chaetothyriales, Herpotrichiellaceae. The transcript has a single exon. The record is from RefSeq and is a predicted model, not a curated record.
AUGCUUCCCGAGCGAAGAAGGCAAAUCUAUAACACCAACGACAGAGCUCCCAAACUCGGCGGGCGAACAAUGAGGGUCCGCAAGGCGUGGGUGCUUGCACCGACUUUCUUCUCCCUCGUCGCAGCGCAACAAAACACUGCGGAUCCACUGGAGAUCUUUGCGUCGGAGGCAUAUUCAAUAUACACAGAAGCGACCUCAAUACUGGCUUCAGCUGCCUCGGCGGCCUCAGCAGCAAUUGCUUCAUCUUCGUCACAAGUCGCUACCACGUCCACCUCGUCCAGCUUUCAGUCAUCAAGCACGCCAGAAAGAUCAAUAGUCGUCCCAGAGGCUAGUCCAGACACGACUACAACUUCGUCGCCAUCCUCAACUUCGUCUUUGCUGUCUUCUCCCACCUCUGGAGCCGCCUCGUCCAGCUACUCCCAGACCUCGGCAUCAACGUCUUCACGGACGUCCUCGUCGGUAGUUCCUUCGUUGAUCUUACCGUCUUCGUCCUUGGGAAGUUCUUCAGUGUUGGGAGCUGCUGCCGCAACCGAUACAACCCAUCCGUCGACGUCAGCGUCCAAUCACGACAGCUCGAAGUUAGCUAUAAUACUCGGCUCUGUCCUGGGCGCCCUCGCCCUCGGGAUGACCAUUCUCACGGUGCUAUUAUGCCGAAAGAGGCGGCACCAUGGCCAGUCUCCUCGGCAUCGGGCCCUCUCCCCAGGCGACGACGAGGUGGAAGGUUGGAGACUGGAUCGAGCCUCCACUCUCACCGGAAGUAGAGAUACCUCACGCCUUGUGCCCGGCGCCUCUGGAGCCGCUCCUCUCAUGUCUGACCAUCCCGCAUUUCGGAAUAGCGGGGAGCAUGAGAAUCCUUUCGUCCCUGUCGUGCCACCACCUAGGCGAACAGCCCCGAACGCCAGGGCUGGCCUUACUGACGGGAUGGUGCCAGGCGAUGACCCUUUCUUGACCGAGAAACGGACGGGAGUUCCAGCAAGCUCCAAAGGCAACGUGCCCCAAAACAAUGGGUCCAAGCACACUACCCUCGCCGCCGCGCUGGCAGUUGCAGCCGCAAAGGAGGACUUUGUGCAUCGCCAGCGGGAUUCGCACACUGACGCAGUGCUGGAUGAGAAGCAUAUCCCAGAAGUCGAGCCGCGAUACAAGAUCAACCGCAAACCAGUCCCAGUGAACCAGAUCAACCACGCCGAGCCAUGGCCCUAUUCUCCGGUCUCGCCGAUUGACCCAAACGCCAAAAUCGGUGCCCUAAUUGAUGGCCCUUCCGGACGCGAGAGUGGCGAGCAUCAUCGAAGCUUCAGCCGCGACGCCGCCAGAGCCAAUGCCGCCUUUGACAAAGAAUACAUCCCGCCUAAUGCUGAGCAGGAGCGCCACGCCGAGUUGUCAGCCGGUGCACCAAGUCUCGCUGCUGAGGCUGUUGGCGGUACAGCUCUGACAUACCAUCAUAACCACCCAUUCUCGCCGAGCAGCAGCGGCAGCAGCAACGGUAGACGCAGUCCCCGGCGAAGCCAAAGCCCUCAGUAUGCACAGAUUCCGUCGCACCCUGAAGGUUCUGGAGCGUCCAAGUCUUCGAGAAGAUCGACUUCCAGCCACGCCUCCAGCGACAAUGCCACCUCGAAUGUUGACCACCCCGCCGACAACGGUCCUACCACUACUCCUACCAGUAGCCGAUCGCGACAGCGACCAACUCUGAUAGUCAGCGCGCCUCAAGAGGCGGCUAUCCCCCCCAGUCAGCCUCGGCAAAACACCCAUGAGACCUCCUCCGCACCAUCACCGCCAUCCUCUCGAAAUGACCGACGCAACAGCGCAGCUCUGGCCAACGCCGGUGCGGUCGUCGGUCAGAGCAACCGUCCAGCCGUGCCGAGCCCCCUGUCCAGCGAGAUCCAACGCGAUCGAUCGAACUCCCCUCCACGCGCUCCUCGACGGACCAGCAACGGCCUACUAGUGACAGAACGAGCGACUCGCAGCCCACGCCGUCGCAGCGCAGCCCGCUACAGCUACGAAUCUGACUACGCCCCCAGCCUUGGCUAUGACGCCACCCCGAGCUCUUUCUACGAGCCAUACUACCCUGUCGACAUGACUGGCAUGUCAGGCAGCAGCGGAAGUGGAAGUGGAGUUGGAAAGUCGGCCGGCGGAGCUGCUGCAUCAGACGGCUUUUACGUCCACGUCCCCGAGUCCGAUGACAUCGCCUCGGUGCAGAACACUCUAGCAAAAGGUCUGAACGGCGACAGUCGCUAUCCUGACAUGGGAGUCGUUCCUCAGCGCAACAGCAACAGCCGUGGCGACUACGAUUUCGAUCACAAUCACAACACUUACAGCUAUGGCUCUGACUCGGAUUUCCAGACGAUGGAGCCCUCCGCCUCUGUCGACCACAACCACAACCACCAUCCUUCCACAUCCCAACUGUUGGCCCGGAGACGUGAUGAUAAUGCCGUGGCCGCGACGGCCAUGUCUGGCUAUGACUCGACUUGGCGCCUCUCCACGGGCAUGCCCGCGGGAUGGCAGCGUGAGAGGACGACUGGUGACGAUGGCAAUAGCAGAACUAGUAAGCCCAGAGACAGUGGAGGAUCGUAUGGGAUGCGCGACUCAGGUAUUGCUGGAAUCAAUGGGCGGAGGAGGAGGCUGAGGGCGAGUGAUCUCGCUAGGGAGCAGCAGCAUGACGGAGGGUAUCUGGGACAGGGCGUCGGGCAGGCGCUGUAA